Molecule: messenger RNA, 1395 nt
Organism: Ictalurus punctatus (channel catfish)
Lineage: Eukaryota; Metazoa; Chordata; Actinopteri; Siluriformes; Ictaluridae
Product: low choriolytic enzyme
Exons: 5
Coding region: 913-1395 (160 amino acids)
Biological process (GO): proteolysis
Molecular function (GO): metalloendopeptidase activity
Source: RefSeq, a predicted model, not a curated record
GACACCAGUUCACUUCCAGGGCUUCGGCGUCACGUGACAUGUGCAGAGCACACACACACACGCUGUUCUGCUUAUUAAGUGGAGUGAUAUUUUAAACACAAACGACUGAUAAUUAGUGACUUAUUCAGCUUUUAUUCGCGCUUAGAAUAAGAAAAUGCAGGCCAGCUGGUUAACCCCUUGUACGCAUGUGUUCCUGAAAACGAAGUGCGACGGUAAAAUGGAACAAUUCGAUAGCGAUUCUGUGACCUUUCAUUCGUCCUGACUAGAAAUACACCGUGCGCUCGUCACGGAAAACCCCACAGCUGUUUUUUUACGCCGGAUCGGGGUCCGUUAUAACCGACACGUUUCUCAAAAUAGACUCCAUCCCGGUGUACGUUCUCAUGCGGAGAUAAUGUUUUUGAGAACGAACAGCUGCCGAGUUGAAUGCGUGGGAUCCGCUCAUCAAUUCGCGCACACGAAAGAGAGUAUAAAAUGCGACCCCGACUCCCUCGGACACCGUGCGAUCACAUCACCGUUUCUUCUUCGAGAUCGGCGGUAAGAGUGUUUAUUUUAUUUAUUUAUUUUAAAAAAAAAUGAUUUAUUUUCAUUCAUUUCCAUAACGUCUAAAAUGCUCAUAGUUAAUUACUCGAUUAGUUGAGUGCUCGUUGCGACUUCUACGCCAUCAAACUCUUUCCAAGCUCCUUACAAUUUUUAUUUCUUUUAUUAUUAAGUAUUCUUAAUUAAGCAUAUUAAGAGAGAAUGCUGAGUGCUCGCUCUCGUUACAGGACCUGUACCGCCAUGUUUGUGUGUAAGGUGAUCGUGAGUGUACUCGCUCUGCUGCUCUGGUCUGUCAGAGCUCACGACGAGCUGUCGAGGACCCGUUAGCUGAGCGUUCGGUGGGAGAGCUGAUCGAGAGAGCCAACACCAACAUCUAUGCUACUCCUAUGUUGGAUGUCUUGGGAAGCCCGGAGUGGCUGCGUCUACCACAAGACCGUCCGGCAUGAGCUUCUUCACGCCCUGGGCUUCGACCAAGAACAAACCCGCAGUGACCGUGACAGCUACAUCCGUGUCGGCUGGGAGAACAUUCAGAGCGGCAUGGAGCAUAACUUCAACAAGAUCGCCACCCUGAACCAGGGCACUCCUUACGACUACAACUCUGUCAUGCAGUACCACAGAACUGCUUUCUCUAAGAACGGCCAGCCCACCAUGAUCCCCAUCCCGAACGCCAACGUGUCCUUCGGCCAGGCCACCCAGAUGAGCCAGAACGACAUUGCCAGACUCAAUUUCCGGUCCAUUUCCUGGUGGUCCCUCUCAAAGAAUAUAACAGAGCGAGGUCUUUCAAUUAAUAAUAAUAAUAAUAAUAAUAAUAAAAUCCAUGACUUCACUCAAACUGGACUCGUUUGUUUUUUCCUAUGA